Molecule: messenger RNA, 2807 nt
Organism: Momordica charantia (bitter melon)
Lineage: Eukaryota; Viridiplantae; Streptophyta; Magnoliopsida; Cucurbitales; Cucurbitaceae
Product: U-box domain-containing protein 10-like
Biological process (GO): protein ubiquitination
Molecular function (GO): protein binding; ubiquitin-protein transferase activity
Source: RefSeq, a predicted model, not a curated record
UUGGUUAAAUUAUAUUUUGGCCUUUGUACCUUACCUUUCAUGUUAGGUUGCCUUUGUACUUCUGGAAGUUUUGUUUUAAUCCCGGGUAUAAAUCCCAAUGUUAAUAAGAAAUUAAUAUUUCUUGGCCAACGAUACAAAGUAUUAUAGUUAAAAACAGACAAAAUGUCAAAGUAACAAUGAAAUAUAUAAUUUAAGAUUUGAUGAAAGCUACAUUUCUUGGUAAAUACUUGUUAAGGCUUGUGUGUUUGGGAGUUUGAUGGACAGAGACAACUGUGUUUACUGUAAUAUUUUAUAAGAUAAAUAUUCUUCUGAAUUCAUAGUUUAAAGUUUGUUCAAUUAUCAUAUUCCAUCAGCAAGCAAAUUGUGUUCCAUUAUUUAUCAUAUUAGACAGUGUCAAAGUCAAUCGAAUUUGGAUUGGCCAUUGUUGUAGCCUAUCUGAAUCAUUACCUUCCUGGCUUCCCAAAUCAAAAGUAUGUUUUUUAUGCUUAAUUUAAAAAGUAAUAAACAAUUUUGAAGAAACAAAUAAAAGCUUCCCCCUUGGAAGUUGAAAUUCUGAUUGCUUUUGCAAGAGAAGGGGAAACCACCUUUUAGCGUAGGUGAACAUGAGCAACGAAGUCGUCGGCGACGGCCGGCGGCGAGCCACAGCGCUGCAAUUUCUUGACCUGGUACGUGACUUUGUUCUGAUGUCAGGGAGGCCCAUCGCCGGCGCCGGAGACGUGAUGCAAAAGGACUGCACCGAUCUCAUCCGUCGGAUCGCGCUCCUGAUUCAUCUGGCGGAGGAGAUCAUGAACUUCCGCCGCGGCGGCGACAAUUUGGCGGAAUUGAAUGAGUCUGGUUCUUCUUCUUCUUGUUCUCUGGAUUGCCUUUCGGAAGUGGUCGGAGCCAUUCAGGCGGCGAAGCGCCUUCUCUACGCCGCUUUGACUUUCUCUGGAAACGACGACGCUUCUGCGGCUUCGACUGAUGGAGCUACCAAAAAAUUGGUUUACCAAUUUCAGUAUGUGACAAACAGAUUGCAAAAUGCACUUGCAAAUUUGCCAUACGACCACUUUUGCAUCUCAGAUGAAGUUCAGGAACAGGUUGAUUUGGUUAGAGCUCAGUUGAGGAGAGCAGAAAAGAAGUAUGAGUCCAUGUCUGAACUUGCAAACAAGAAGCUUCAUUCUCAAGGCUCUGUAAAAUGGAAGGUCAACAAUGAUGUUACGAGCAUGUCUAGUGUUGAUUAUGAAGUUCCCGAGUCGCAGCAUCGUCCCCAGAACCGUGACUAUCAGGUCGGUUUCGAUCCGGAGGAGCCGAAGGCCUCGGAUUUGUGUAUGGAUGAGUGUUCAAGUGUUGUUCAAUCUGAUAUGGAAGAUGUUCAAGCCACCAAGAGCCAGGAGGAGGUUGAGAAGUCUGAUGAAAUUAUGAUUCCUGAGAACUUCUUGUGCCCCAUCUCCUUUGAAUUGAUGGUAGAUCCCGUCAUCAUCUCGACAGGACAGACCUAUGAGAGAUCCAAUAUACAGAGGUGGAUAGACAAAGGGAACAAAACUUGUCCAAAAACUCAGGAGCAGCUCCAAGCUUUGAUCCUCACUCCAAAUUUUCUCAUGAAACAACUGAUCUCUGAAUGGUGCCAAGAACACAAUGUCAAGCUAGAGGAAGGAUUAACCACCAGAAAAAUCAAGAAGUACAGAUCAUUCGAAGAUGGUUCUCGAAAGAGGGUACCCGUCAAAACUCUAGUUCGACACCUCUCUUUCGGGUCGGCUCAUGAGAAAAAGGCAGCAGUGACAGAGAUCCGAAAACUAACGAAAAGUAGCUCAGAACAUAGAGUUGAAAUAGCAGAGGCAGGAGCAAUCCCACAGCUGGUUAACCUUUUAACUUCAGAAGAUGUUCUAACACAAGAGAAUGCAAUUUCUUGCAUUUUGAAUCUUUCACUUCAUGAGCAGAACAAGAGACUUGUUAUGCUUUCUGGUGCAGUUUCCUACAUUUCCCAAGUCCUAAAAUUUGGGAGCUUGGAAGCGAGAGAGUGUGCUGCUGCGACGCUUUACAGCUUGUCGUUAGCCGACGAGAACAAGGCGGUCAUCGGGGCUUCGGGCGUGAUCCCGGGCCUGUUGGAAAUUCUCGAGAUCGGGAGUGCAAGAGGGAAGAAAGAUGCAGCAAGGGCCCUGUUGAAUUUGUGUAUGUACCAAGGGAACAAAAGCAGGGCUGUGAAGGCUGGCAUAGUCAGACCAUUGUUGAAAUUGCUCUCAGAUUCAGAUGCCUCCAUGGUUGAUGAAGCGCUGUAUAUAAUGUCGGUUCUUUGCGUCCAUCCGGAGGCGAAGGCAGCAAUGGCGAAUGCGAAUUCGCUUCUCGUUCUGACCGAGGUUCUGAAGACGGGGGCGUCUCGGAGCAAGGAAAAUGCAGCUGCAGUUAUGUUUGUAUUGUGCAAGGGAGAUUUGGAGAAGCUUUCAUGGUUAACCAAGCUUGGCGCAACGAUACCGUUGAUGAUACUCGCCGAGAACGGCACGGGGAGAGCGAGGCGGAAGGCUACUUCAUUGUUGGAGGAACUCAGAAGAUCAUGAGCAAGAUUCAAGCCAGUUUUUAGUGUGAUUGAGAGCCUCACUUUCAAUGGCCCUUUUUUGUUUCUGGCAUGUUGGGGAGCUUCUGUUUGGAUCAAUUUUAGCAGAUUGUGAAUAUUUUUCAAUUCUCUUGAUUUUCUUUUCUUCAGUUCCUCUCAAGUUUUCUAGAAGCAAAUUAAAACUUAAAACUAAAUUGUGUAAUCUUGUUAAUUAUAUAGUUUGAUAACUAUUUUCAGGGCUCCAAACCUGGAACUAAGUUUGUAUUGAACUAGUGAUCAC